CCUUUGACUUUCCAUGGCAAGCUCAGGUCUGCGUCCAUGGCUGGCAGCGACGAGGUGCCUCAAAAAAACUGCUUUGCACCCCUCCAGACAGCCUGUACGUUAUGCUGUAACAUCCUUCAGCAACAAUGAGCCUUUAAAAUCUGUGGAAGACUGGCGAAGAUUUCAGGAGGACCGGGCGGAAUUCAAAAUGCUCAUGGAAUACAUGGGCCAAUAUGGCUCCUCUCAAACGCGAGACAACGUCUUUCAGCCUCACCAUAGUUUGCACAAACCGUUAGCACCGUCAGAGGCAACUCUCUCGGCCUUGAUAGCAGCUGGCGCUCAUUUGGGACAUUCAAAGUCAUUAAUGAACCCCAAUUUCAUGCCAUAUGCAUACGGAGUACGUGCAGGCAUUACAAUCAUCGAUCUCGAUCACACUCUCCCACUUCUGCGAAGGGCAGCCAAUUUGGUGCGGGCAAUCGUGUCGAGGGAUGGUACCGUAGUCUUUGUGGGCACGCGACCGGACCUUCGCGUCACGGUGCGGAAGGCAGCAGAAAGGAUUGGCCCACAGGCUUUUCAUGUUGGAGAGCGAUGGCUCCCAGGAACUUUGACGAACAAACUACAAAUGUUUGGGCCUGAAGUCUCAAAGGAACAGCGCAUCGCUCCCGACCUUGCCAUUUUCCUCAACCCGCUUUCAAACAUGCACGCCAUCCGAGAGUGUGCAAUUCAGCAUGUUCCGACGAUUGGUAUCGUGGAUACAAAUGUGGAUCCACGUAUCGUCAUGUACCCCAUUCCGGCAAAUGACGAACAUCCUCGUACCGCUGAGCUCAUUGCAGGAAUUCUUAGUGUGGCUGGUAGAGAAGGUAGACUUAUCCAUGAGCAAGAAACACAGAGAAGGGCGCAAGCUAAUGAGAGAUUCAAGAGAGGCAGGGAGAAGAAUGCCGCAAAGGUUUCGACAGUACACGAUUAAUGUUCAUUAUACAUUUAUAUAAUCUCUCUAUCUACUUU
Molecule: messenger RNA, 984 nt
Organism: Serpula lacrymans var. lacrymans S7.9
Lineage: Eukaryota; Fungi; Basidiomycota; Agaricomycetes; Boletales; Serpulaceae
Exons: 2
Coding region: 14-946 (310 amino acids)
Biological process (GO): translation
Cellular component (GO): mitochondrial small ribosomal subunit; ribosome
Molecular function (GO): structural constituent of ribosome
Source: RefSeq, a predicted model, not a curated record